Gastrolobium bilobum is the source of this 1963-nucleotide messenger RNA. Its product is annotated as flowering locus K homology domain-like. The transcript has 7 exons. Gene Ontology annotation, molecular function: mRNA binding. Lineage: Eukaryota; Viridiplantae; Streptophyta; Magnoliopsida; Fabales; Fabaceae. The coding region runs from base 135 to 1712 and encodes 525 amino acids. The record is from RefSeq and is a predicted model, not a curated record. Gene Ontology annotation, biological process: regulation of gene expression. Gene Ontology annotation, cellular component: cytoplasm; nucleus.
GUCUGUCUCUCUCAUCGUUCAGAUAAACCUAAAUUGUGCACAGCAAAGCACAACCCUCUCUGUCUUUCUCUCUCUCCAAGCGUCGGCGUUUUCUCUCCGUUCUCCUCCGAAGCUUCGAGAACCACACCACUGGGAUGUCUGGGGAAGAGUUUGAUGGACAAGAUGCUGGCUAUGUGCCUGAGAACCCCGAAUUUCCAGAAAACCAUUCUGAAGAACAUGAAGAAGGAAAUGUGAUGGAUGACUCUGGGUUUCCUCAGCUGCAGCCUGAUGAACAUGACGUGGGCAAUUUGGCUGAGGAUGCCAAUCCUGCUGAAAAUGAAUUGGAUGGUCAUGAUGUUGAAGAGGGUUUGCCUGGAAACCCUGAUUCUCCUCUGCAAGAGCAUGCUGAGGAACAUCAUGAUGGAGUUGAGGUGACUGAGAAUCUUGGCUCUCCUGAAAAACAAGGAUUUGAGGAAGAUUCGAAAGGAAGUGAAACUCAGAGGUGGCCGGGGUGGCCUGGAGAGAACGUUUUUAGGAUGUUAGUUCCUGUGCAAAAGGUUGGCAGUAUUAUUGGCCGCAAAGGGGAGUUUAUUAAGAAAAUUACUGAAGAGACCAAGGCUCGAAUUAAAAUUCUUGAUGGUCCACCUGGAACUGCAGAAAGAGCAGUAAUGGUUUCUGCAAAAGAAGAGCCAGAUCGCCCCAUACCACCUGCUGUGGAUGGUUUGUUAAGGGUUCAUAAACAAGUUGUCAAUGUGGACCGAGAUCCUGCAGAGAGCGCAUCAGGUGCUGGACGCCCAGUUGUUACAAGGCUUCUAGUGGCAGAUACUCAAGCAGGAAGCUUGAUUGGGAAGCAGGGGUCCACUAUAAAAUCCUUUCAAGACAACACUGGUUGCAAUAUACGCGUUCUUGGAUCAGACCACCUGCCGGUUUUUGCUCUGCAAGAUGAUAGUGUUGUUGAAAUACAAGGGGAAUCUGCCGGGGUUCACAAGGCCGUUGAACUAAUUGCAAUUCAUCUACGUAAGUUCCUGGUUGACCGCAGCAUAGUUGGAGUAUUUGAAACAAAGAUGCAAAGGCCAGAUGUGCGAGUUAACCAGAAUGUGCCACCACACCAACCUUGGGGUCCUCCUCCUCCUCAAGGGUUUCCGGCUCCUGGUAGUGGUGGUGGACAUGCUUUUCCACCCAAUCCUCAAUAUAUGCCGCCUUCACAUAACUAUGAUAGUUACUAUCCGCCUGCUGACCUGCCUCCCAUGGACAAGCACCUUCAUCAGGGUCCACCACCUGCCUAUGUAAGAGAUGCUUCUAUAGGAAUUCAUUCAGCCAGUACACAGUCGCAACAGUCUGUUGUGACUAAGGUCACGCAGCACAUGCAAAUUCCUCUAUCCUAUGCAGAUGCUGUUAUUGGGGCAUCAGGAACGAAUAUCAGCUACAUUCGUCGUGCUAGUGGAGCAAGUAUUACAAUUCAGGAGACCAGGGGCGUGCCAGGGGAGAUGACUGUUGAGAUAAGUGGUACUGCUUCACAAAUACAGGCAGCCCAACAGCUGGUGCAGAAUUUCAUGGCUGAAGCUGCAAGUGCGGCGCAGGAUCAUAUGGGGGGAUCAAUUAACCAAGGCUACAAUUCAUAUCCUUCUAAUGCUCCUGUUUAUGCAUCUCCGCCAUCAAGCGCAGGUGGUCAUACAGGGCAUAUGCCUUCUGCAGAUUAUGGUCCCGUAUAUGGCACCAACUAUGGCUAUUGAGAAGAUUAAAUUCAAUUUUUGUUGAGGAGCCUUAUGCUUUAUAAACGUUGCGUUCUAUUCUAGUACUUGUGGGCAUUUAUAUCCCUUAUAUUUUCGUUGUAUCACAUUUGGUAUAAUGACUGCAUAGCAUUCAGAGGAUAUGAUAUUUGAGUAGGUUUCUGUUUUUGAAUAUUCUGUAUCGUUGCCCUGUUACUUUCUUUCAUGUUUUUCGUAAAUGGAUAUAUUCUCUAAAGUGUGCUUGAGUGGAACUG